AAGUAAACCGCCACCAUGAGUACGGACGCAGAGAUGGCCAUUUAUGGCAAAGCUGCUGUUUACCUUCGUAAGCCAGAAAGGGAGAGAAUUGAGGCUCAAAGUGCCCCAUUUGAUGCCAAGAGUGCCUGCUACGUGGCCGAUGUCAAGGAGCUGUACUUGAAAGCAAAAAUCAUCAAGAAAGAUGGUGCCAAAGUCACCGUUGAACUCCUGGACACUAAGGAGGAGAGGACAGUUAAAGAAGAUGACGUCCAUCCAAUGAACCCUCCCAAGUAUGACAAGAUUGAGGACAUGGCCAUGAUGACCCAUCUCAAUGAAGCCUCUGUGCUGUAUAACCUCAAAGAGCGUUAUGCAGCAUGGAUGAUCUACACCUACUCUGGGUUGUUCUGUGCCACUGUGAACCCCUACAAGUGGCUCCCAGUGUACGAUGCUGAAUGUGUAGCCGCCUAUAGAGGCAAGAAGCGUAUGGAGGCUCCACCCCACAUCUUCUCUGUCUCUGACAACGCUUUUCAGUUCAUGCUUACUGACAGGGAGAACCAGUCUGUCUUGAUCACUGGAGAAUCUGGUGCUGGAAAGACUGUGAACACCAAGCGUGUCAUCCAGUACUUUGCAACAAUCUCAGUUGGUGGACCGAAAAGGGACGAAUCAAAGGGGUCACUGGAGGAUCAGAUUAUUGCAGCCAAUCCCCUGCUGGAGGCCUAUGGUAACGCCAAAACUAUUAGGAAUGACAACUCUUCUCGUUUUGGUAAAUUCAUCAGAAUCCAUUUCGGCACGACUGGCAAACUAGCUAGUGCUGAUAUUGAGACAUAUCUGCUGGAGAAGUCAAGAGUGACAUACCAGCUUUCAGAUGAAAGAGGCUACCACAUCUUCUUCCAGAUGAUGACCGGCCACAUCCCUGCUAUACUUGAUAUGGCACUCAUCACAACCAACCCCUACGACUUCCCCAUGUGUAGCAUGGGUCAGAUCACUGUGGCCAGCAUUGACGACAAAGCUGAGCUGGAAGCCACCGAUAAUGCCAUUGAUAUCCUGGGCUUCACUAAUGAAGAGAAGGUGAGCAUCUACAGGAUGACUGGUGCUGUGCUCCACCAUGGUAACAUGAAGUUCAAGCAGAAGCAGCGUGAGGAGCAGGCUGAGCCUGAUGGCACAGAGGAGGCUGACAAGGUUGCUUACUUGCUGGGUCUGAACUCCGCUGACAUGCUCAAGGCUCUGUGCUAUCCCAGAGUGAAGGUCGGAAAUGAGUAUGUCACCAAGGGACAGACUGUACCUCAGGUGAUGAACGCAGUGCCUGCCUUGGCCAAGUCUAUCUAUGAGAGGAUGUUCUUGUGGAUGGUCGUCCGUAUCAACCAAAGUUUGGAUACUAAGCAAGCAAGACAGUUCUACAUUGGUGUCCUGGAUAUUGCUGGCUUUGAAAUCUUUGACUUCAACACCUUGGAACAGCUGUGCAUCAAUUUCACCAAUGAGAAACUGCAACAGUUCUUCAACCACACUAUGUUUGUCCUGGAGCAAGAGGAGUACAAGAAGGAGGGUAUUAUCUGGGACUUCAUUGACUUUGGCAUGGACUUGGCUGCUUGCAUUGAGCUCAUUGAAAAGCCCAUGGGAAUCUUCUCCAUCCUUGAAGAGGAGUGCAUGUUCCCCAAGGCCACAGACACAUCCUUCAAGAACAAGCUGUAUGACCAGCAUCUUGGCAAAAACAAAGCAUUUGAGAAGCCUAAGCCUGCAAAGGGCAAGAUUGAGGCCCACUUCUCCCUGGUGCACUACGCCGGUACCGUGGACUACAAUAUCACUGGCUGGCUGGACAAGAACAAGGAUCCACUGAAUGACUCUGUCGUUCAGCUGUACCAGAAAUCCCCAGUAAAACUGCUGGCUGUUCUGUAUCCUCCCGUCGUUGAGGAAACUGGUGGUGGAAAGAAGGGUGGCAAGAAGAAGGGUGGUUCCAUGCAGACUGUGUCUUCACAGUUCAGGGAGAACUUGGGCAAGCUGAUGACUAACUUGAGGAGCACCCAUCCUCACUUUGUGCGCUGCCUGAUUCCCAAUGAGUCAAAGACUCCAGGUCUGAUGGAGAACUUCCUGGUCAUCCACCAGCUCAGGUGUAACGGUGUGCUGGAGGGUAUCAGAAUCUGCAGGAAAGGUUUUCCCAGCAGAAUUCUCUAUGCUGACUUCAAGCAGAGGUACAAGGUGCUGAAUGCCAGUGUCAUCCCCGAGGGCCAGUUCAUUGACAACAAGAAGGCUUCAGAGAAGCUGCUUGGGUCAAUUGAUGUUAAUCAUGAUGAGUACAAAUUUGGACACACAAAGGUUUUCUUCAAGGCCGGUCUCCUGGGUGUCCUAGAGGAGAUGAGAGAUGAAAAACUGGCAUCUCUGGUCACCAUGACUCAGGCUUUGUGCCGUGGUUUCCUCAUGAGAAGAGAGUUUGUGAAGAUGACAGAGAGGAGGGAUUCUAUAUUUACCAUCCAGUACAAUGUCCGCUCAUUCAUGAAUGUCAAACACUGGCCAUGGAUGAAGGUGUACUACAAGAUCAAGCCUCUGCUGAAGAGUGCUGAAACUGAGAAGGAGCUGGCAUCUAUGAAGGAGAACUUUGAUAAGAUGAAAACUGACUUGGCUGCCGCCCUGGCCAAGAAGAAGGAACUGGAGGAGAAGAUGGUGUCCCUUCUGCAGGAGAAGAAUGAUCUGCAGCUGCAAGUAGCAUCUGAAUCAGAAAAUCUGAAUGAUGCUGAAGAGAGAUGUGAGGGACUCAUCAAGAGUAAGAUUCAGCUGGAGGCCAAACUCAAAGAGACAACUGAGAGACUGGAGGAUGAAGAGGAAAUCAAUGCUGAGCUCACUGCCAAGAAGAGAAAGCUGGAGGAUGAAUGCUCUGAGCUCAAGAAGGAUAUUGAUGACCUGGAACUUACCUUGGCCAAAGUGGAAAAAGAGAAACAUGCCACAGAGAACAAGGUUAAGAACCUGACUGAGGAGAUGGCCUCUCAAGAUGAGAGUAUUGCUAAGCUGACCAAGGAAAAGAAAGCCCUUCAGGAGGCUCAUCAGCAGACUCUUGACGACCUGCAGGCAGAGGAAGACAAAGUCAACACUCUGACCAAGGCCAAGACCAAGCUUGAGCAGCAAGUGGAUGAUCUUGAGGGUUCUCUGGAGCAAGAGAAGAAGCUCCGUAUGGACCUUGAGAGGGCCAAGAGAAAGCUGGAGGGUGAUCUGAAACUGGCCCAGGAAUCCAUCAUGGAUCUUGAGAAUGACAAGCAGCAGUCUGAUGAGAAGAUCAAAAAGAAGGACUUUGAAAUCAGUCAGUUACUUAGCAAGAUUGAAGAUGAGCAGUCACUGGGUGCUCAGCUCCAGAAGAAGAUCAAGGAGCUCCAGGCUCGUAUUGAGGAACUGGAAGAGGAGAUUGAGGCUGAGCGUGCUGCUCGUGCCAAGGUUGAGAAGCAGAGAGCUGACCUCUCCAGGGAACUUGAAGAGAGAGGCAAACAGGCAUUCACACAGCAGAUUGAGGAGCUGAAAAGACAGAUUGAAGAGGAGGUUAAGGCCAAGAAUGCUCUUGCCCAUGGACUGCAAUCAGCCCGCCAUGACUGUGAUCUGCUGAGGGAGCAGUUUGAGGAGGAGCAGGAGGCCAAGGCUGAGCUGCAGCGUGGAAUGUCCAAGGCCAACAGUGAGGUGGCUCAGUGGAGAACUAAGUACGAAACUGAUGCUAUCCAGCGCACUGAGGAGCUUGAGGAAUCCAAGAAAAAGCUGGCUCAGCGUCUUCAGGAGGCUGAGGAGCAGAUUGAGGCAGUGAAUUCCAAGUGUGCUUCUCUUGAGAAAACCAAACAGAGGCUCCAGAGUGAGGUGGAGGACCUCAUGAUUGAUGUGGAGAGGGCCAAUGGGCUGGCUGCCAACCUGGACAAGAAGCAGAGGAACUUUGACAAGGUGUUAGCAGAGUGGAAACAGAAGUACGAGGAGGGUCAGGCAGAGCUUGAGGGAGCACAGAAGGAGACUCGUUCUCUCAGCACUGAACUGUUCAAGAUGAAGAACUCUUACGAAGAAUCUCUUGAUCAGCUGGAGACCAUGAAGCGGGAAAACAAGAACCUGCAACAGGAGAUCUCAGAUCUGACUGAACAGAUUGGUGAGACUGGCAAGAGCAUCCAUGAGCUGGAGAAGUCCAAGAAGCAGGUGGAGACCGAGAAGGCUGAGAUCCAGACGGCUCUUGAAGAGGCUGAGGGAACACUGGAGCACGAAGAGUCAAAGAUCCUGCGUGUCCAGCUGGAGCUCAACCAGAUUAAGGGUGAGGUGGACAGGAAGCUGGCAGAGAAAGAUGAGGAGAUGGAGCAGAUCAAGAGGAACAGCCAGAGGGUGAUUGACUCCAUGCAGAGCACUCUGGAUUCUGAGGUCAGGAGCAGAAACGAUGCCCUGAGAAUCAAGAAGAAGAUGGAGGGAGACCUGAAUGAGAUGGAGAUUCAGCUGAGCCACGCCAAUCGGCAGGCUGCUGAGUCCCAGAAGCAGCUGAGGAAUGUGCAGGCACAGCUGAAGGAUGCUCAACUGCACCUUGAUGAUGCUGUCAGAGCACAGGAAGACUUCAAGGAACAAGCUGCUAUGGUGGAUCGCAGGAACGGUCUGAUGGUAUCUGAAAUUGAGGAACUAAGAGCUGCUCUGGAACAGACAGAGAGAAGUCGCAAGACUGCUGAGCAGGAGCUGGUGGAUGCCAGUGAGCGUGUUGGACUUCUGCACUCUCAGAACACAAGCCUUCUGAACUCCAAGAAGAAGCUUGAGUCUGACCUGGUCCAGGUCCAGAGUGAAGUGGAUGACACUGUUCAGGAAGCAAGAAAUGCAGAGGAGAAGGCCAAGAAGGCCAUCACUGAUGCUGCUAUGAUGGCUGAGGAGCUGAAGAAGGAGCAGGAUACCAGCGCUCACCUGGAGAGGAUGAAGAAGAACCUGGAGGUUGCUGUAAAGGACCUGCAGCACCGUCUGGAUGAAGCUGAGAACCUGGCCAUGAAGGGUGGCAAGAAGCAGCUCCAGAAACUUGAGUCCAGGGUGCGUGAACUGGAGGCAGAGAUCGAGGCUGAGCAGAGGCGCGGAGCAGAUGCCAUUAAGGGUGUCCGCAAAUAUGAAAGGAGGGUGAAGGAGCUCACCUAUCAGACUGAGGAGGACAAGAAAAACGGUGCCAGGCUGCAGGAUCUGGUUGACAAAUUGCAGCUGAAGGUCAAGGCCUACAAGAGGCAGGCUGAGGAGGCGGAGGAACAGGCCAACGUCCAUCUGUCCAAGUGCAGGAAGGUUCAGCAUGAGCUGGAGGAGGCUGAGGAGCGCGCUGACAUCGCAGAGUCCCAGGUCAACAAGCUGAGGGCAAAGAGCCGGGACGCUGGCAAGGGAAAAGAAGCAGCAGAGUAAACCACACAAGAGUCU
Etheostoma cragini (Arkansas darter) is the source of this 5355-nucleotide messenger RNA. RefSeq names its product myosin heavy chain, fast skeletal muscle-like. Gene Ontology annotation, cellular component: myosin complex. Bases 16 to 5340 code for a protein of 1774 amino acids. The record is from RefSeq and is a predicted model, not a curated record. The transcript has 38 exons. Gene Ontology annotation, molecular function: actin filament binding; cytoskeletal motor activity; ATP binding. Lineage: Eukaryota; Metazoa; Chordata; Actinopteri; Perciformes; Percidae.